UUCAUUGAACACACAUAUAUAUUAUCUAUAAAAACCAACAUCUCUGUACAAUCCUUUAUCUUUUCUUUUUUUUUUUCCUUUGUUCAUCAUCUGAAAGCAUAAAAGUUCCUCUAGCUAGAUAUCAUCUGAAAUGGAAGUCAUCAUCAAUAGUCCGGAAACACCGUUGCUUUCGUCAAACGAUCAUGAGGCUGUUGAUCACAAACCCAAGUUAACCGGUAUGGUUUCUUCGAUGAAAUCGAAUUUCUUCACUGAUUUGCCUCAAAAACUUCGAUCCAAGAUCGAUCCGGAGAACCCUUUUCAUCUUGAUGUCUCCAAAGCCGCAGGCCUCAAAGGAGAUGAAAAGGAGUACUACCAAAGACAAUUGGCAACAUUGAAAUCCUUUGAGGAAGUAGAAAGUUUCAUAGCUCGAUCUGAUGAUUACAUCAUCGAUGAAAAAGAAGAAGAAGAAGAUCGAGCUGAGAGAGCUGCACAAGAGCUUGCCAUGCAAAUCUCCAACUGGGCUAACAUCUUCUUACUUGCUCUAAAGAUAUAUGCUACGGUAAAGAGUGGAUCCAUAGCGAUUGCAGCAUCGACACUCGACUCAUUGCUUGACCUUAUGGCCGGAGGAAUACUUUGGUUCACACAUUUGUCAAUGAAGAACGUCAAUAUCUACAAAUAUCCCAUUGGAAAGCUUAGGGUGCAACCCGUUGGAAUCAUCAUUUUCGCCGCUGUUAUGGCCACUCUUGGGUUCCAAGUGCUGCUUGUGGCAGCUGAGCAAUUGAUUUCAAAUGAACCUUCAGAUAAAAUGAAUCAUGACCAACUGGUUUGGUUAUAUUCAAUCAUGCUGAGUGCAACCGCUAUUAAACUCGUCUUAUGGAUCUACUGCAAAAGCUCUAGAAAUCAUAUUGUUCGUGCAUACGCAAAGGAUCAUCACUUUGAUGUGGUGACAAAUGUUCUUGGAUUGGUCGCCGCCGUUCUGGCUAAUGCCUUUUAUUGGUGGCUAGAUCCGUCUGGUGCUAUUCUCUUAGCCAUCUACACUAUUGUCAACUGGUCCGGGACCGUUAUGGAAAAUGCAGUUUCACUGAUCGGACAAUCAGCUCCUCCAGAAGUAUUACAGAAACUGACAUACUUAGUGUUGCGACAAGGCGGGGAUAACAUCAAACAUGUGGAUACUGUCCGUGCCUAUACCUUUGGUGUUCUUUAUUUUGUUGAGGUGGAUAUAGAACUGCCAGAGGAUUUGCCACUGAAGGAAGCUCAUGCAAUUGGUGAGACAUUGCAAAUAAAGCUCGAAGAACUUCCAGAAGUGGAAAGAGCUUUUGUUCAUCUGGAUUUCGAGUGCCAUCACAAACCUGAACACUCUGUGCUCUCUACGAUCCCCAAUGAUUUAUGAAGAUUACAUGCAUAUAUAACUUUGUAUGUGUAAUUUGCUUGUUUUUUUUUUUUGGUUGCUUCUUUAAUAUUAUAUAUGUACUAUGUGACCUCUGCAGCUUGAUACAUUGCAGUAUGAGUUUUCUUCUAUUCACAUUGAAUUUUUUGCUUUAA
Molecule: messenger RNA, 1521 nt
Organism: Capsella rubella
Lineage: Eukaryota; Viridiplantae; Streptophyta; Magnoliopsida; Brassicales; Brassicaceae
Product: putative metal tolerance protein C3
Exons: 8
Coding region: 131-1369 (412 amino acids)
Biological process (GO): transmembrane transport; monoatomic cation transport
Cellular component (GO): membrane
Molecular function (GO): manganese ion transmembrane transporter activity
Source: RefSeq, a predicted model, not a curated record